Thelazia callipaeda (thelaziosis nematode) is the source of this 858-nucleotide messenger RNA. The record is from the annotation of a GenBank genome assembly. Lineage: Eukaryota; Metazoa; Nematoda; Chromadorea; Rhabditida; Thelaziidae.
AUGAACGAUAAUCAACGUAAACUUAAAGAAGGCCAUAUAUUGCACUACAAAUCAGGCUUUCUAAGCAAAAAAUGGAAGGAUUCUUGGGUUGUAUUAUUUAGUGAUUCCGAAUUUGUAUGGUACGAUAAAAAGAAUGAUUCAAAGCCGGUUGGUUCGGUUUUCCUGAAAGAUGUUGUACCGUACACGUGCGUGGGACCUGUGUGUGAUCGCAUGCCAGUGCGUCGACCAGAUUUACCUAGUCGAUAUUCUUUGCAUCACUUAGUUGGUAUUGGUAUGGAUUCUCGUGCAUCAAAAGUUCACUGGUUUUUAUUUGCAUCCGAUUCUGAUCUCGAAUCGUGGUUCACCGAGAUUAUGAAGACAUUACCAAUGCCAGUUCCACCAGUAGCUGGAACCCAGCAACCUGUUGCUCCUGGCGGAAUUAAUCCAUCAGUUCCUAUUUAUAAUCCUCCUUCGAUAUACCCGAAUGCUCCGUCUUCACCGGCUCAAACAUAUCCUAGUCAACCAUAUAAUCCAGCACAGCAACCUUCACCUGUUCCUCCACAGUACGCUGGAUCUAUUCCAGCAUAUGGUGCUACCGGACUUAGUCAUGGUGGUGGUGGUACUACAGUUAUUGUUAAUGAUAGAGGUGGAAGAGAUUAUGGACCUACGUACGUUAGUGAUUCAAGUCGUAGAAGAGGUCUAGGUCUUGGUAGCGGCAUGUUAAUGGGAUCAUUAAUGGGUUUUGGUCUUGGAAGUAUGUGGGGUGGUGGUUUGCAUCAUUCUCCUUUUGGUCUUGGUUGUCAUGGCUUUUCAAGUCCACUUGGAAUGGGUAGUGGCUUUGGUGGAGGAUAUAUCCAGUUUCCAUUAAAUGGUAUCUGA